GAGUCUCGCUCUGUCGCCCAGGCUGGAGUGCAGUGGCGCGAUCUCAGCCUCUCCGAGUUGCUGGGACUGCAGGCACCCGCCACCAUGCCCAGCUUUUUUUUUUUUUUUUUUUGAGACGGAGUCUUGCUCUGUCGCCCAGGCUGGAGUGCAGUGGCGCAAUCUCGGCUCACUGCAAGCUCCGCCUCCCGGGAUCACGCCAUUCUCCUGCCUCAGCCUCUCCGAGUAGCUGGGACUACAGGCGCCCGCCACCACGCCCGGCUAAUUUUUUGUAUUUUUAGUAGAGACGGGGUUUCACCGUGGUCUCGAUCUCCUGACCUCGUAAUCUGCCCGCCUCGGCCUCCCAAAGUGCUGGGAUUACAAGCGUGAACCACCGCGCCCGGCCUCCGGCUAAUUUUUUGUAUUUUUUUUUUUUUUUUUUCAGUAGAGACGGGGUUUCACCGUGGUCUCGAUCUCCUGACCUCGUGAUCCGCCCGCCUCGGCCUCUCAAAGUGCUGAGAUUACAAGCGUGAGCCACCGCGCCCGGCCCCCACACCCCAUUUCUUAAAAAAAAAAAAAAAAGCGCCAGAUUUCCACUCUUUCCACAACCAAAACUGGCCCCCUUACUUUGCAGUGAAGGUUGCAUUUUCAAAAUCUUAAUCUCAAUGUCCACCCUAAAAGGUACCCUUUUAAUCUUUGAAUUAUCACUUCCUGCCAGCUCUAGAUCCUAGUAGGUCCAGAUCUAGACCCCUAGUAAAUAUAAUUAGAACUAAAAGCUGCACUUUGAGGCUGGGAGGCCGAGGUAGGAGGAUCGUUUGAGCCCAGGAGUUCGAGACCAGCCUGAGCAACAUAGCAAGAUCCUGUCUCUACAAAAAAAAAAAAAUUAGCCAGACUUGAUGGCAUGUGCCUGUAGUCCCAGCUACUGUGCAGGCUGACGCAGGAGUAAUAUUUAAACCCGAAAAGUCGAGGCGACAGUAAGCCGUGAUCGGACCACUGCACUCCAGCCUGGGCGACAGAGGGAGACCCUGUCUCAAGAAAAUAAAAGGUAAAACAAAUAAAACCUGCACUUCCUGCUACUAUAAAACAAGGCACUGGGAAGGCGCAUCAAUAGGACGACCCUUUUUUUUAUUACUAUUUUUUUUUAGACACCGUCUCCCUUUGCCACCCAGGCUGGAGUGCAGUGGCGCGAUCUCGGCUCACUGCAACGUACACCUUCUGGGUUCAAGUGAUUCUCCCGCCUCAGCCUCUUGAGUAGCUGAGAUUACAGGCGCGCACCACCACAGCUCGGCUAAUGUUUGUAUUUUUAGUGGAGACGGGGUUUCACCAUAUUGGUCAGGCUGGUCUCGAACUCCCGAUCCCAGGUGAUCCGCCCGCCUCGGCCUCCCAAAGUGCUGGGAUUACAGCCAAAAGCCAUCGUGCCCGGCCACGCCGAUCCUUCUAAAUCCAGAGCCCUCCUAACUAUUCGCAAAGUACCCACAUCGCCGGCUCCCCUUCCUCCCCGUUUUAAGCAGUGCGCAUGCUCCUAAAUAACGCUUCCCUCGUGGGGGACGUAGGCGGGGCCAUCGGGUCCUAAGGCAAAAAGUGUGGGCGUGGCUGCUCUCUGUAUCUCGUAGCCCCACCCCAUUCCCAUGAGCCCCGACCCUUUGGGCUGGAACGGGAGGUGUCGCUCUUUGGACCUCAAGGUUCCCCUUAACACGGAGCGCCCCGCAGUCUUCGCGGAAAGCGUUCCGGGUAGGCGAUGGCUGCGACGCGUGCAGGGCCCCGCGCCCGCGAGAUCUUCACCUCGCUGGAGUACGGACCGGUGCCGGAGAGCCACGCAUGCGCACUGGCCUGGCUGGACACCCAGGACCGGUGCUUGGGCCACUAUGUGAAUGGGAAGUGGUUAAAGCCUGAACACAGGAAUUCAGUUCCUUGCCAGGAUCCCAUCACAGGAGAGAACUUGACCAGUUGCCUACAGGCACAGGCUGAGGAUGUGGCUGCAGCUGUGGAGGCAGCCAGGAUGGCAUUUGAGAGCUGGAGUGUGCACCCUGGCAUCGUCCGGGCCCAGCACCUGACCAGGCUGGCCAAGGUGAUCCAGAAGCACCAGCGACUGCUGUGGACCCUGGAGUCCCUGGUGACUGGGCGAGCUGUUCGAGAGGUUCGAGACGGGGACGUCCAGCUGGCCCAGCAGCUGCUCCACUACCAUGCAAUCCAGGCAUCCACCCAGGAGGAGGCACUGGCAGGCUGGGAGCCCAUGGGAGUAAUUGGCCUCAUCCUGCCACCCACAUUCUCCUUCCUUGAGAUGAUGUGGAGGAUUUGCCCUGCCCUGGCUGUGGGCUGCACUGUGGUGGCCCUCGUGCCCCCGGCCUCCCCGACGCCCCUCCUCCUGGCCCAGCUGUCAGGGGAGCUAGGCCCAUUCCCAGGAAUCCUGAAUGUCAUCAGUGGCCCUGCCUCCCUGGUGCCCAUCCUGGCCUCCCAGCCUGGAAUCCAGAAGGUGGCCUUCUGCGGAGCCCUGGAGGAAGGGCGUGCCCUUCGACGGAGCCUGGCGGGCGAGUGUGCGGAGCUGGGCCUGGCGCUGGGGACGGAGUCGCUGCUGCUGCUGACAGACACAGCGGACCUAGACUCGGCCGUGGAGGGUAUUGUGGACGCCGCCUGGUCCGACCGCGGCCCGGGUGGCCUCAGGCUUCUCAUCCAGGAGUCUGUGUGGGAUGAAGCCAUGAGACGGCUGCAGGAGCGGAUGGGGCGGCUUCGGAGUGGCCGAGGGCUGGAUGGGGCCGUGGACAUGGGGGCCCGGGGGGCUGCUGCAUGUGACCUGGUCCAGCACUUUGUGCGUGAGGCCCAGAGCCAGGGUGCACAGGUGUUUCAGGCUGGCGAUGUGCCUUCAGAACGCCCAUUCUAUCCCCCUACCUUGGUCUCCAACCUGCCCCCAGCCUCCCCAUGUGCCCAGGCGGAGGUGCCGUGGCCUGUGGUCGUGGCCUCCCCCUUCCGCACAGCCAAGGAGGCACUGGCGAUGGCCAACGGGACGCCCCGCGGGGGCAGCGCCAGUGUGUGGAGCGAGAGGCUGGGGCAGGCUCUGGAGCUGGGCUACGGGCUCCGGGUGGGCACUGUCUGGAUCAACGCCCACGGCCUCAGAGACCCUUCGGUGCCCACAGGCGGCUGCAAGGAGAGUGGGUGUUCCUGGCACGGGGGCCCGGACGGGCUGUAUGAGUAUCUGCGGCCCUCAGGGACCCCUGCCCGGCUGUCCUGCCUCUCCAAGAACCUGAACUAUGACACCUUUGGCCUCGCUGUUCCCUCAACCCUGCCGGCUGGGCCUGAAAUAGGGCCCAGCCCAGCACCCCCCUAUGGGCUCUUCGUUGGGGGCCGUUUCCAGGCUCCUGGGGCCCGAAGCUCCAGGCCCAUCCAGGAUUCAUCUGGCAACCUCCAUGGCUACGUGGCUGAGGGUGGAGCCAAGGACAUCCGAGGUGCUGUGGAGGCUGCUCACCAGGCUUUCCCUGGCUGGGCAGGCCAGUCCCCAGGAGCCCGGGCAGCCCUGCUGUGGGCCCUGGCGGCUGCACUGGAGCGCCGGAAGUCUACCCUGGCCUCGAGGCUGGAGAGGCAGGGAGUGGAGCUCAAGGCUGCGGAGGCGGAGGUGGAGCUGAGUGCAAGGCGACUUCGGGCAUGGGGGGCCCGGGCGCAGGCCCAAGGCCACACCCUGCAGGUAGCAGGGCUGAGAGGCCCUGUGCUGCGCCUACGGGAGCCGCUGGGUGUGCUGGCUGUGGUGUGUCCGGAUGGGUGGCCCCUGCUUGCCUUCGUGUCCCUGCUGGCUCCCGCCCUGGCCUACGGCAACACGGUGGUCGCGGUGCCCAGCAUGGCCUGUCCUCUGCUGGCCCUGGAGGUCUGCCAGGACAUGGCCACCCUGUUCCCAGCAGGCCUGGCCAACGUGGUGACAGGAGACCGGGACCAUCUGACCCGCUGCCUGGCCUUGCACCAGGAUGUCCAGGCCAUGUGGUAUUUCGGAUCGGCCCAGGGUUCCCAGUUUGUGGAGUGGGCCUCGGCAGGAAACCUCAAACCGGUGUGGGUGAGCAGGGGCUGCCCGCGGGCCUGGGACCAGGAGGCCGAGGGGGCAGGCCCGGAGCUGGGGCUGCGAGCGGCGCAGACCAAGACCCUGUGGCUGCCUAUGGGGGACUGAUGCCUGAGCGCCACCUGCUGCAUUUUGGACACCUCAGACCAAGGGGAGAUGCACCCCACGGACACCUGGGACUUUCCCCUUCUGGUUCCCGUGUCUUCCAGUAAACUCUCUGACCAACCCUAGCUGUGCUUCUGCGAGAAGAAAGGGUGUAGCAACUUCUGGCAGAUAUGAGGCUUUUUUUUUUUUUUUUUUUGAGACAACGUCUGGCUCUGUCACCCAGGCUGCAGCGCAGUGGCACAAUCUCGGCCCACUCCAGCCUCGACCUCCGGGACUCAAGGGAUCCUCAUACCUCAGCCUCACAUGUAGCUGGGGCCACAGACACGCACCACCACGCCUGGCUCGAGGCCAUUUUAGUUCCGAGGUUGAGCAGCUCAGGAGCUGGCUCCAGCACAAUGCUGUGUGUUUGUGGAACAAAGAAAGGGGACCCCGAGGACCCCAGACGGCCUCAGGACUCUCAUACCUUCUCGUCUUCUCCAUCUGGUGGCUCUUGCUGUCUGGUUUUCUCUGCCUUUUCAUGGCCCCAGAAUCCAUAUGCAGUAAAGGAACUCUCUGGAAUAAAAUUAAAGUCCUCCUA
Symphalangus syndactylus (siamang) is the source of this 4697-nucleotide messenger RNA. It is a transcript of the gene ALDH16A1, whose product is annotated as aldehyde dehydrogenase 16 family member A1. Gene Ontology annotation, molecular function: oxidoreductase activity, acting on the aldehyde or oxo group of donors, NAD or NADP as acceptor. The record is from RefSeq and is a predicted model, not a curated record. NCBI's taxonomy places the organism in Eukaryota, Metazoa, Chordata, Mammalia, Primates, Hylobatidae.